AUUUAUGGUGUUAUUAUUAUUCUCCUUCCCGCUUCUCCUGAUUGAAACAAACUUCGUAGCGAGUAGCGACGCUCGCCGCGAGUGUCCAAAAUGCAGCCUCCUUCCUUCUUCACUCUCGUCGUCUUCUUCUUCCUCUUCUCCGCUCUCGAUCUCGUACACUCUCUGCCUGCUUCCGCUUCUCUUCUCCCCAACGACACGGCAGCGCUCGUCCAGUUCCGCUCCCAGACCGACGCGCACGGAAACCUCCGAGCCAACUGGACCACCGGCAACGCCUGCUCCGCCUCAUGGCUCGGCGUCCGUUGCACCGACGGCAGGGUAACUGCUCUCUCUCUCCCUUCUCUAGACCUACGUGGGCCAAUCGAUUCACUUGCUCGCCUCGACCAGCUCCGCCUCCUCGACCUCCAUGGGAACAGGCUCAACGGUAGCAUUCUCCCCGUCACCAAUUUUUCUAAUCUCAAGCUGCUGUACCUCGCCAGAAAUGACUUCUCCGGCGUGGUCCCGGCUGAGAUCGGUUCCCUCAAGCGUCUCCUCCGGCUUGACCUCUCCGACAACAAUCUGCGAGGCCCCAUCCCUACGGAGAUUCGCAACUUAACUCAUCUCCUUACUAUUAGACUCGAGAACAAUGUGCUUGCCGGGGAGGUUCCCGAUCUCUCCACGGCGCUGCCGGAGCUCAGGGAGCUAAAUUUAUCUAAUAACGAGUUGUACGGGAAGGUGCCAUCCGGACUGGUGAAAAAAUUCGGAUUGCGAAGUAUUGCGGGAAACGCAGGGCUCUGCGGUAUGAGCCCGUUACCGGUCUGUUCGUUCACAGGUUCCCCUCCCACGGCUGCGUCGGCUCAGACCGUGGUACCGUCCAACCCCAGCUCCUUUCCUGCUAUGACUGCUGCAGGUCCGACGGGGAAGGGAGAAUCCCGAAAGGGACUCAGCACCGGCGCCAUUGUCGCCAUUGUGGUUGGGAAUUCUGUGGCUUUACUGGUAAUCACGUCGUUUGUUGUUGCUUAUUACUGCGGCAGAAAUUCAGGAGAGAGUGGUUCGACUAUCAGUUCUAGAGACAGGCGGAGAAACGGCAGCUAUACGGGUGAGAAGAAGAUUUAUGCCAACAAUGGAGGUGGCGGUGGGGGAGACAGCGAUGGAACGACGGCCACUGACCGGAGCAAGCUUGUUUUCUUUGAUAGAAGGAAGCAAUUUGAGCUGGAGGACCUGCUCCGGGCAUCGGCGGAGAUGCUGGGAAAAGGAAGCUUUGGGACAGUCUACAAAGCGAUAUUGGAAGAUGGGUGCACGGUGGCGGUGAAGAGGCUCAAAGACGCGAACCCAUGUGUGAGGAAAGAGUUCGAACAGUACAUGGAUUUGAUUGGGAAUCUCCGGCAUCCCAACCUGGUUCAUCUCAGGGCUUAUUAUUAUGCCAAGGAGGAGAAGCUACUUGUCUACGAUUACCUCUCCAAUGGAAGCCUGCAUUCUCUUCUCCAUGCGAAUCGAGGACCGGGGAGGAUUCCUUUAGACUGGACAACGAGGAUCAGUUUGGUGCUGGGAGCUGCUCGUGGGCUUGCACGGAUUCACGAGGAGUACAGUGGAUCAAAGAUUCCACACGGGAAUGUGAAGUCGUCGAACGUGCUUCUUGACAAGAAUGGUGUGGCAUGCAUCUCCGAUUUUGGGUUGGCCCUGCUUCUGAGCCCAGUUCAUGCCACGGCGAGAUUGGGAGGGUACAGAGCGCCGGAGCAAGUCGAAACCAAGAAGCUGUCACAGAAGGCAGACGUCUAUAGCUUUGGGGUUCUGCUGCUGGAGGUGUUGACAGGGAGGCUUCCGUUGCAGUAUCCUGCCUCAAGUCCGCAUGGCGAACAGGGUGUUGAUCUUCCUAAGUGGGUAAGAUCGGUGGUGAGGGAGGAAUGGACGGCGGAAGUGUUCGACCCGGAACUGCUGAGGUACAAGAACAUAGAAGAGGAGAUGGUGGCGAUGCUGAAUGUGGGGUUGGCUUGUGUGGUGGAGCAGGCGGAGAAGAGGCCUACGAUGUCAGAGGUGGCGAAGAUGAUCGAGGAGAUAAGGGUGGAGCAAUCCCCACUGGGCGAGGACUUGGAUGAAUCACGCAAUUCACUCUCGCCCUCCGUCGCCACCACCGAAGACAACCUCGCCAAUUAUUGAUGGGUGCGGCGCUGAAUCUCUCUCUCUCUCUCUCUCUCUCUCUCCUUUGUUUCUUAUUCUGGGUUUGCAUUAUCUCAUUGCAAAUGGUAGGUGAUAGGCUCUGCACUCUCCACUCUCCAGGACCAGAUAGCUUUCUUGUUGUUCCAUUUUGUUUUAACUAGUGUUUUUGUUUUAUAUGGAAUGUCUAUUUUGGUGAACAGACAAAACUGUUUUAAGCUCUUUCGACUGUCUGAGAUAUCUGGCACCAUUGAUCGAUUCGACCACCACCAAACAAAACAAGGCUUCUCUUGUCUUCAUCUUUGGACUGUAGUCUCUGAGAGUCAGAAUCCUCUGCUUCAUUCAGCUUGCUCGACAGCGGCUAUUUGUAAAUGGGCUUUCUUUUGAUAAUAACAGUACCAGUACUGCACGUUGACAAGUA
Nelumbo nucifera (sacred lotus) is the source of this 2551-nucleotide messenger RNA. RefSeq names its product leucine-rich repeat receptor-like protein kinase PXC1. The record is from RefSeq and is a predicted model, not a curated record. Gene Ontology annotation, biological process: protein phosphorylation. Gene Ontology annotation, molecular function: protein kinase activity; ATP binding; protein binding. Lineage: Eukaryota; Viridiplantae; Streptophyta; Magnoliopsida; Proteales; Nelumbonaceae.